Molecule: messenger RNA, 1452 nt
Organism: Ostreobium quekettii
Lineage: Eukaryota; Viridiplantae; Chlorophyta; Ulvophyceae; Bryopsidales; Ostreobiaceae
Source: the annotation of a GenBank genome assembly
AUGAGCGUCCAGGAGUACAUCGACCGCCACAACCUCCCCAAGCUGGUGGAGGAGGCGAUCAAUGCCUGCGUCAAGGUGAAGCCCGAGGACCCGGUGGGGUUCAUGGCCGACCACCUGCGCAAGAUGGCGCCCCCCGGGAUCACCAAGGUGGUGGGGCGCCAGAUCAUCGACUCCAGGGGCAACCCCACGGUCGAGGCGGACGUGCACACAGCCAAGGGGGUCUUCCGCGCCGCGGUGCCCAGCGGCGCGUCCACCGGCGUGCACGAGGCAGUGGAGCUGCGCGACGGCAACAAGCCUCACUGGAUGGGUAAGGGAGUGUCCAAGGCCGUGGACAACAUCAACACCAAGAUCGGGCCCAUGCUGAUCGGCAAGAACCCCGUGGAGCAGAAGGCGAUCGACGACGAGAUGAUCGCGCUGGACGCCACGCCCAACAAGGGCGCCCUGGGCGCCAACGCAAUCCUGGCGGUGUCCAUGGCCGUGUGCAAGGCGGGCGCCGCGGAGAAGGGCAUCCCGCUGUACAAGCACAUCGCGGAGAUCGCGGGCAACAGCAAGCUGGUCCUGCCGGUUCCUUCGUUCAACAUCAUCAACGGGGGCAGCCACGCCGGCAACGCGCUGGCGAUGCAGGAGUUCAUGAUCCUGCCCGUGGGGGCGUCGUCGUUCACGGAGGCCAUGAAGAUGGGGUGCGAGGUGUACCACAACCUCAAGGCGCUGAUCAAGGAGAAGUACGGGCAGGAUGCCUGCAACGUGGGGGACGAGGGCGGCUUCGCGCCCAACAUUGGGUCGAAUGAGGAGGGCCUCAACCUGGUCAACCAGGCCAUUGACAAGGCAGACUAUGCGGGCAAGGUGAAGAUCGGCAUGGACGUGGCUGCCUCCGAGUUCUGCACGGAGGACCAGAUGUACGACCUGAACUUCAAGACCCCGGACAACGACGGCUCCGCCAAGAAGACCGGCACCGAGAUGCUUGACAUGUACAAGGGCUUCUGCUCCAACUACCCCGUCAUCACCAUCGAGGACCCCUUCGACCAGGAUGACUGGGACAACACUGCUGCCCUGACCGCCGCAGGCGUCUGCCAGGUCGUGGGAGACGACCUGACGGUGACGAACCCCAAGAGGGUGAAGGAUGCCAUCGAGAAGAAGACCUGCAGCGCCCUGCUGCUCAAGGUCAACCAGAUCGGAUCUGUGUCUGAGGCGAUUGAGGCUGUGAGGAUGUCAAAGGAGGCUGGCUGGGGCAUCAUGGCCAGCCACCGAUCUGGAGAGACAGAGGACAGUUUCAUCGCAGACCUGUCUGUGGGUCUGGCAACAGGCCAGAUCAAGACGGGUGCGCCCUGCAGGAGCGAGAGGCUGGCGAAGUACAACCAGCUGCUGCGCAUCGAGGAGGAGCUGGGGGCUGACGCUGUGUACGCGGGCGAGAACUGGAAGCACAUCGGUUGGGAGCCGAAGGCAGACGCCUAG